UCUGUGGUGAAGCAUCCGCGUACGUGCAUGCAUCUUGGGCGCGGCAAGUGGCUCGCAGGGAAAGUGUGGUCUUUACUGAGCGUGCAUUAUCUAUCAAGAAGCGCGCCGGAUGCACUGUGCACGCCACCGACGUCACCGGUGCUGGGCUGCUGGCUGUCCUUGCGUUUUGGAGAACGACAGCGCCUCAUCUUCACUCUUCCUGAUUACUACUCAACCUUGAUCAUCGAGACGAUUGGCAUGCAUUCUUGACAAAAGACACCAGGAGACGUUCAGUUCAACAUGUACUGGCCAGUUUUCUCGGCACGGCGGCUGCAUCUUUCGCCGGCAGGCUUGCAUCAGCUGCCGCCAGCAACUGAGGAGGAAGCAGCGGCAGCUCAAGUCUUAGCCCAGGCGAACGGCCCCCCGACGGCAGCUACGACUUCGGGGUUUCCUCUAGAAGUUCCAAAUGGAGCUGGUCCAUCAUCAGCGGGACCUUCCGCGUCGUUCGGGCGGUCAUUCCAAAAUUGUGCACAAGAUGGAGGCGGGCCAGAAGAUCAAGAGGAGCUGGUGGAUGUUGCGCGCUCGCGAAACGGAGCGCAUUGGAUCAGCCUAAGUCCGUACACGAUCGCGGUGUGGAGCACGCGUCCAUCACAGGUUAUUGCAGCCCUGCGGCGUACACGAAAGAGCGUUGACGAAUAUGGAGAGAACGUCAAGGUGCAAUGGCGGCCAAAUGGGCUCGGCUUGGUGAUCGAGACGUCAAAGUCGUUCCUGCUCCUCUACAAUGUUUCCUUCCUUACUCCAGCCAUUUUUUCCUACGUGCCUCCAUCGGGUACUGGGGCGAAAUCCGCCACGUCAAACGAGCUGUUCACACCUACGCCUGCAGCGUUGCAAGCCGUCUUCCAUCUUUCUCCUGGGGAACACGCAAGCGUGAAGUAUGGGGAUGGUUCUCCUGCAGGUACCCGUGGCCGCGGCAACCUCAACGGGAUGGAAAAUGGCGCAGGAAAUUCGGGCAGUUCCAAUGCGGAGAUGUGCGAGUUGCGAUUUAGUAUGGCGCUCAAGAUUGACGCAGGAUUAGGGUGUUGCGCGCCUACUGAAUCGCAACUCAUCGUCGCCACCCUUAAUCCACCUGCGGUGCAGGCGAUACCGUGGCCUGAUGCACCGAGCUCUAUCUCGGGUGCUGCGAAGCGACAAGCACUGGCAGCUGGGAAAUCACGAGCUUCCAUCGAGGAAGCGGAGCGGCAAGCUCAACCAGCAACGCGAACAUCUCUCAUCAGCCGGCUUGACUGGAUCCAGCUAUCGGCAGUCUCGCGCGAGUCCAACGCAUCUCUGAACGGCUCUAGCUCAGCGUCCGCCUCAACUUCGACAUCCGUACCCGCCGCAGACGAAGACACAGAUCCGCCCGGCCUACAGGAGGCGACACACCCGCAAGAAGUAUACGUCCGGCAAAUAGAACAUUCGCGCGCGAUGGACCUGUUUGUGUGGAUCACCUCCGAUGGUCGAGCCCAUGCCGCGCACCUGGAUGUCGAUGCCAACUGUUCUUCGGGCUUUUGGGAAGGACGCAGCUUUCACGGCCUUCAGCGCUUGCAGCUGCGCCGGCGAGCUUCGGGUGUCAGUGUUGCGGGCCCCGAAGAGAGCUCCAAGCAGCGGCAAACCAGCUUUUCGGAUCUCAAAGCUGGUAAGCUGGACAUCAAGGGCAAGCAGCCCGCGCUGGACGCCGAGGUACCGGAAGAGAAACGAGCAGUGCAGUCCGCUGUCAAUGCACGUUUCAGUCUGAUAGCAAUUGGCUUGCAAGACGGCACAGUCGCCAUCUACUCUUAUCGCAGUCCGGAUCGAGUGCCGCUUCAGACACAUAUUCUGUCUUUACGUCAAUCUUACAAGUCAACAGCAUCCUACCUGACUACGGGACCCGUGACGAGCCUCAGCUGGACCAGCGAUGGACAUGCGCUUGCAGUUGCGUGGGAGAACGGUUGGGCAGUGUGGAGCACCUACGGCAAGUUGAUGGGAUGCAGUCUGCGAGAAAGCUGGACAGGCAUGCAUAAAAAGUUUAUGGACACAUUCCUCUUUGGCGCCAAGCGUCUCUUCUGGGGUCUCGGCAAUACUGAACUCUACUUUCUUGCGCGGAAAAAGGAAGACCGUGCAUUUGACCCGGACAACCAGCUCUUCGUACUUCCGUUUGCCAAAUCGACCAUCGCAGGUCAGCACUCACCGGACAAUACACGAUAUGCCUUCGUCCAGCUCGAUGACAGCCUGCUCGUUUACCGCGGAUCGGACCAGCCUGAUGUCAGCAUAAUCAAUCCGGAGAGCGACAUCUGGCAUCAUAUCAAGAUACCCCAAGCAUACAUUGCCAGCAAUUGGCCGAUCCGCUAUGCCUGCAUCAGUAGCGACGGCAAGCUUAUUGCCGUCGCUGGAAGGCGAGGUCUGGCGCACUACAGCACCGUUUCUGGGAGAUGGAAGACAUACACCAAGCUCCAACAAGAGCAGUCCUUUGCCAUUCGAGGUGGGAUGCAAUGGUUCCACCAUGUGCUUCUUGCUGCAUGCGACUUUGGUGAUGAGUACCAGAUCCGCAUGUACUCGCGCGAUCUGGAGCUGGAAAACUCGCAGCUGCUACAUCUCGAAAGGGUCAGCAGCCCGGUGUUGUUGACUUCUCUGUUCGAGGAUAGUUUGCUGGUUUACACUGCGGACAAUACUUUCUACCACUACCUUAUCACCACGACGACGGAUAGCAUCCGCUUGAAGCUCUGCGGAAGCAUCACGUUUGACGGUGUCGUUGGGGAGCCGAGCCGAGUGCGCGGUAUGAGCUGGAUGGUGCCACCCUCGCAGCAAGAGUUCGGCGACCCGAUCGACGACUUGACCGUGGCAGCGAUCAUAUUUCUCAUUGACGGAAAACUCAUCUUGCUCCGCCCGCGGCGACUGGGGCAGGAUGAGGAGGAGGUGGCGUACGACAUGCAAGUUCUUGCAGAUCAGAUAGAGUUUUACUGGACGCAUCUGAAGGGAAUCGGGGGACUGGAAAAUUCACUUUGGGGAUACGACGGCAAUUCAGUGAAGGUGUGGCUUAAUGCGCUUGCACUAGAUCAACCCCGGCGUAUAGCAAUCAGCAAUUCUGAAAUGGACGACUCGGAGGGGCCUUCAGACGCUGAAGAUGAAGGGCAACACGACGGCUAUAAAACGAUUGAGGAAAGCGUGACGCUCGGGCUGGACUUUUAUCCGCUAUGUGUGCUGAUGGAGAAGGGUAUCAUCAUCGGUGUUGACCCUGAUAUGUCGCUUCGGAAGACGCUCGACUUCGUCAUCUUUCGAAGUAGCACAAAUACACAUCUCUUCCUGCAACAAGUGCUUCGAAACCUACUAAAAAAGCGGCACGUGCGGCAUGCCGUGGCCUUCGCGUCGCAUUACUCUCAACUUGUCUAUUUCGCACAUGCCAUGGAGAUCCUUUUGCACGAUGUGCUUGAGGAUGAAGCGGAUGCUGAAGGUCUCAAAUCGCUACCAGCAGGGACGGAUGGUAAUCGCGGCACGGACGAGAACGCCAAGCGACUAUUGCCUCUGGUUAUUGACUUCCUCGAUCACUUUGACGAUGCCUUGCGCGUCGUGGUGAACUGUGCGAGAAAGACGGAGCUCACACGGUGGGGCUAUCUCUUCUCCUAUGCCGGCAAUCCCACCGACCUUUUCGAAAAAUGUCUUGAGCGGGAUGAGCUCAGGGUCGCUGCAUCGUACCUCCUCGUCCUGCACAGCUUGGAGAGCGUCGAAGAGAGCACAGUAAUGACAGUCCGGCUUCUGCGACGUGCGGCUUCAAAAAAGAAAUGGGCCUUGUGCAAGGAUCUUCUUCGCUUCCUUCGCAGUGUGGACGACACCGGCGAUAUGGUCCGGAAUGCCAUCGUCCAGGCGGGACUUCUAGAAGGCACAUCUGCAGACGUGACGACAUCCACGCUAAAUAUGGACAAUGAGCACUGCAUCGAAGGCGUGACACCUAGGGCGGCAACGUCGAGCCGGAUGGGAUCGCCGAGCAUCGUGAUUGAUCCAGCGCCUCUCCUUCAACGCAGCACCUCAGCGCCAAACGCACUUGACCCGACGCUAGAGGAAGAGGAAGAGCCGGAUGACGGCCAGACCGUGCUUGACUAUGGCUCACCACGGGAGAACUCGCUGUUUGGCGAUACGGUGCUUUUGCACCCUUCAGCCGCUGACUCACAUUUGAAAGGCUCACCGUCAAAGAGCAAGCGCAUCAGUGUGCAGCGCCGCGUCUCUGUGCCCAUUGUUCAGAGCAGCAAUGAAAAUCCGAGCACGAACAGCCCUGUCUCCGGUUUCGGCAUGUCGCUGUCGCGGGUGGGUCUGCGGAGCUCAGACCGCCUUGUCAGCCCACAGCAAGUCAGAAGCUUACUCAGCCCCAACAUGGGGCCAGGUCGUUCAAAUAGUCCCCACCCCGUCACAUCCGCUUCGCCCACGCGAACCGUCGAAGAAUUUGUCAUCGAAUAGGACAUGUACAACGAUCUUCACUGCUGACUCUCCAAAUGGCUAUGCUAUUUGGCGCGCUCGCCGAAUCUUGAAUAGAAAUACAGUAAUGCGU
Messenger RNA from Tilletiaria anomala UBC 951, 4534 nucleotides. RefSeq names its product RIC1-domain-containing protein. The transcript has 3 exons. Bases 280 to 4443 code for a protein of 1387 amino acids. Gene Ontology annotation, biological process: retrograde transport, endosome to Golgi; intracellular protein transport. Gene Ontology annotation, molecular function: protein binding. NCBI's taxonomy places the organism in Eukaryota, Fungi, Basidiomycota, Exobasidiomycetes, Georgefischeriales, Tilletiariaceae. The record is from RefSeq and is a predicted model, not a curated record. Gene Ontology annotation, cellular component: Golgi membrane; Ric1-Rgp1 guanyl-nucleotide exchange factor complex; cytosol.